Messenger RNA from Loxodonta africana (African savanna elephant), 981 nucleotides. It is a transcript of the gene GLTPD2, whose product is annotated as glycolipid transfer protein domain containing 2. Gene Ontology annotation, biological process: intermembrane lipid transfer. The transcript has 3 exons. The coding region runs from base 1 to 981 and encodes 326 amino acids. Gene Ontology annotation, molecular function: lipid transfer activity. The record is from RefSeq and is a predicted model, not a curated record. Lineage: Eukaryota; Metazoa; Chordata; Mammalia; Proboscidea; Elephantidae. Gene Ontology annotation, cellular component: cytoplasm.
AUGGGGUUCACGCUGCGGCCACUGGCCCGGCAGCGCCGGCUCCACCACGCAAUUCCUCUCGCUAUCUUCGCUUUGCUGCUGCUUUAUUUCAGUGCUCAGAGCCUUCGUGAGUGGCCCCUUCCCUCAUCUGGUCAGAGAGGAACCCUCCCUAGGCCCUCAGAACCCAUGGCCCCUCCUUCAAUUCUCACUGCUCCACCUCAUCUCUCCCCAGGAGCGCUCUCAGGCUGCGGAUCCGGGGCACAAUCCUGCACGCCCGAGGGACUGCUGCCCUUCCAGGUCCAGCAAAAGUCGGGACCCCUGGAGGUCCUGGAGAGGGAAGAGCCUCCGUGUCUGGGCCCCCAGGGGAUGCUAGGCCGAAUGAUGAGGGCGUUCCGCGCCAGUCUGAACCCCGAAGGGGAUGUGGAGUUGUCGCAGUACCUGGCCGGAUGGAGGGAGCUGGUCAGGUUCCUAACUCCCCUCGGCUCCGUCUUUGCUUUCGCCACAAGCGAGGCUUCCACCAAGGUCACAGCCCUGGAGACCAGGGUGCGCGGCCUAGAUGCUGCACACUACAAGUCGCUGGCGGCCAUGACGGCGUGGGAGCGGCAGACAGGGCUGCUGGAGAGGCCCGGGACUGCCCCCCGGGACUCGGCCCGCUCCUCCGGCUCACGAACGAUGCUCUUGCUGCACCGCGCGCUGCGCUGGUCCCAGCUCUGUCUGCACCGGGUGGCGACCGGGAAGCUUGGAGGCCCUGACGCCGGUGUGCAGUGCAGCGACGCCUACGGAACGGCCCUGGCCCCGCACCACCCCUGGCUCAUCCGUCAGGCCGCCCGCCUCGCAUUCCUCGCCUUCCCUGGUCGUGACCGCUUGCUCGAGCUGGCGUGUCCCAGAACCAGGGAGACCGAGGCGCGAGCCGCGCUGCUCCGGACCGCCAGCACCCUGGAGGAGGUCUAUAACCGCACCCAGGGCCUGCUGGCCGAGCGCGGCCUGCUCCACCUGGCCUGA